Messenger RNA from Physella acuta, 1074 nucleotides. Its product is annotated as homeobox protein XHOX-7.1-like. The record is from RefSeq and is a predicted model, not a curated record. Gene Ontology annotation, cellular component: nucleus. NCBI's taxonomy places the organism in Eukaryota, Metazoa, Mollusca, Gastropoda, Physidae. Gene Ontology annotation, biological process: embryonic morphogenesis; regulation of transcription by RNA polymerase II. Gene Ontology annotation, molecular function: RNA polymerase II transcription regulatory region sequence-specific DNA binding; DNA-binding transcription factor activity, RNA polymerase II-specific.
AUGAUCUCGCAUUCGUAUUCAAGUUUCGACAUCAAGCCUUCGUCAGCCAACGAUACUCCAGACCGCGCCCAGAGCGUGUCUUUGGAUACAUUCAACCUAAAAUACGCAAGGACGGAACCGACAUCGCCUACGGUGAGAAUGAUGUCGGACUUCAGAGGAAUUGAACCCGGUCCGUUUUAUCAUGCAACACUUCAAAGAUACUGUCGACCGACAGAUCUCUCAAAUUCUACAAACAACGCGCGGGUGGGAUUUGAACCCGAGCCCCCGGCUAGAAAACCGGAACUUAAGUUCUCGAUAGAGCGUAUCCUAGGGUUACGGUCCGAAGACGAGACUCAAGAUCUAAACCAAACUAAACCUAACCCGUUCGACGAUAGCCGUUUAGUCGCUGAUGAGGUGGGCGACGAAUACAACAGCGGUGAGGAUGUGGACGAGGAUGAGAGUAUCGAUGUUGACGAUACUAGCGUAUCGGAUAACUUUCACCACGAACAAUACGAUGGAGAGUAUGUAAAAAAUGAGGACGAUACCUUGAAAUACCAGUGGUUACAUUGUACCCGAUACCACCCACCAAAGUUACAAAGAACCAAGAAAAAAGAGGGCGCCAAAAAGCGGAAGUUGUGCCGCAACCCCCGUGUCCCCUUCACCCAGCACCAGGUGGUGGUCCUAGAGGACAAAUUCCGCAGGACACACUACCUCAGCAGCAUCGACGUGGCCGAGCUGUCCAGUGCAUUGAGCCUCACGGAGACCAGGGUAAAAAUCUGGUUCCAGAACAGACGAGCCAGGGAACGUCGAGACAAGGGCGGCUCCCACAAGAACCACGAAGCCCUGGCACACAAGACCUUUCAGCCCCUCACCGUCCCCUCGGUCAGCUGGCCUGUUGGGCAGACUAUGGCCGCGAACAAUUACGUGCAAUACCAUAAUGCGUUGGACUUCCGGUCAAGUUACUUGCCCCCCGGGUUUGGGAUUUACAACCCGGGGCAUGUAGCAAAGGAGGUCAUGGGUCAAGCAGUCGAUGAAUCAGAUCUGAGCAGAUUAACGUCGAUGUUAAAUAAUCCGGACAAGAGCGUCCAUUUCUGA